This is a messenger RNA of Anastrepha obliqua, 11379 nucleotides long. It is a transcript of the gene faf, whose product is annotated as probable ubiquitin carboxyl-terminal hydrolase FAF. Gene Ontology annotation, molecular function: cysteine-type deubiquitinase activity; cysteine-type endopeptidase activity. The transcript is spliced from 19 exons. Lineage: Eukaryota; Metazoa; Arthropoda; Insecta; Diptera; Tephritidae. Bases 1049 to 9655 code for a protein of 2868 amino acids. Gene Ontology annotation, cellular component: nucleus; cytosol. The record is from RefSeq and is a predicted model, not a curated record. Gene Ontology annotation, biological process: protein deubiquitination; cell migration.
AACUCGGCAAGUUUUUGCAACGAUUCCCGAAAAGUGUCGACUAAAAUUUGUAAAACGACGCACAGGGAAUUUGUACUAAAUAUAAAAUCCUAAACUUUGUUAAAAUAUAAUAAAGAGUAUUCAGUGACAACGAAAGCGUUGAAAUAUCGCGUAUAUAUCGGCUAUAACGGGCAAUUUGAAUUGUGAAAAAUUACGUGAAAAUAGCAGAAGUAGCAAAGAAGGAAGGAAAAAUCAAAGCGGGGCAGAAAGAGCUAUUUCACCAUAGUGGCUGCGUCGCCAUUUUGUCUGCUGGCCGGCUGAUUUUGCUAGCAGGAUAAAAAGAAUUUGCCAUUUUUGAAAGAAUUUAAAUCUAUCGUUGAGUGACGGCAAAAUUGCUUGGUAAUAAUCCUUGGUUAAAGUAACGAAAGAAUAAGAGAGAAUUGGAAAAUUAGAGAAUUGCGGAGCAGGGUCAUAAAGUGACGAUAAAGAUUUGCAAAUCAAGGAAAAAAGCGGAAUCAGAUUGCAGUCCAAUGUUAAUUGGGCGGAUGCAAAAAUGUUUAUGGAUUUUUGCUUCUUAUUGAAUAUGUAAAUGACCGACAGUCUGCUGGCCGAAAGCACCAACAACAAAUAGUUUUUGCUGUGGAAAGGGUCAAGGGAAGUAAGAGAGCAGAGAGCAACACAUAAAUUAAAACCACUUCAAUAAUAUAAGAAAACAAGCAAUAGCCAGAAAAAAUAAGUUAACAAUUGCAACUGCAACCACUUGAAGUCACGCUACAUAUUAAUUAUAGAAAUUACGAACGUCGGAGGAAGCAACAAGGUACAACAGCAAACAGUUGCAGCUCUAAAGGCGCAGCUGGCAGCGGAGGGUAAUCAAAAGUAGUGUAAGCCGUGGCAAGGUUUAAAUUUCUUCUUGUCUAAGUACCGAUUAGUCAAAGAGAUUUGGACAAACCCAAAAUAAUAGUAUAUUGUAUCAGCGAUAGAAACGUAUAUCUAAACAAAAGCAAAACCUGCAUCUAAGUUUCAAAGUGCAGCAGUGCCAGUGCCUCUGUUAACUACAAGCAAACAAAAAAUGACGUUUGAUACACGCGGCCGUCAGACCGGAGGAGGUGGCGGUGGCACCGGUACCGACAACUCAAAUGUUGCCACUACCAAUACAAACAGCAAUUUAAACAGUAAUAGCGGCACGUCGCCCGGAACUACUGGUAGCGGCUGUGGUGGAGGUGGUAGUAGCGUCAGCGUAGAACAACCUCCACCUCCACCUGCGGCAGUCAAUGCGGACGCAACUACACAGGGUGGUGAGCCAGUCGCCAAUCCGGCGGUAGUGGAUAACAUAACACCGGAAAAGUUGAUAUCAUCGUUUCCAACAAUUAAAUUGCGUUCGCUAACGCAAAAGAUCUCGAAUCCACGUUGGGUGGUACCGGUGCUGCCAGAACAGGAGCUGGAAGUGCUGUUGAACGCAGCAAUUGCGCUAACUGCAGCAGGUGUCGAUCAUGAUUGUGAACCAUGUGUGGAAUUUUAUCGCAACGCCCUAACCACUUCCUUUGCAAAAAUUCUUACCGACGAGGCAGUGAAUUCAUGGAAAUAUAAUAUUCAUCAUUGCAUUUUAUUGUCUUGCGGCAAAUUAUUACAUUUAAUUGCCAUACAUAUGCCACGCGAUAACCCCUAUCUGUUGGACUUGCUUGCAAUGGUAUUUGAUCCGGAAAAUAAGUUCAACACAUUUAAUGCGGCACGCCAACCGGGAUGUUUUGCUCCUCCGGAAUUUCUGUGGGGUGUAUUGGACACCAAUAAAAUGUUCGCUAAGCCACCACCAGAGCCUAAGAACCCUCGAGGCUGGCUUGUUGAUUUGAUCAAUCGUUUCGGCUAUUUGGGUGGUUUUGAUAAUCUAUUGGAACGAUUCAAUUGUGGUUUUCAAUUGCUAAAGAAGAACCAAGAACAAGGUGGAGUUGAGUCCUCGGUAUCGGGUAUAGAUUUGAGCAGCAAAACAGCCAAGAUAGCAACGGUGUCCGACGAUAGUCAGGAUAAUAAAGUGACUCUAGCGUUGAUUUUCAGCCUGCUUCGUCCAUUUGGACAGUGCUAUGAGUUAUUGACACCUGCCACCAUCGCAAAAUACUUCAUGCCGAUAUGGAAUGUGGUGCUGGAUUUGUUGGAUAGUUUUUCUGAUGAUGAAUUGAAGCGUGAAGCGAAACCGGAGGGACGCAAUGAUUACAUUAACGGUAUUGUGAAGUCGGCACGUUUGUUAGCAAGCCGUUUGCCCGGACAAGAAGAUUUAAUACGUGAUCUAGAAAUGUUUCGGCUCAAAAUGAUUUUACGUUUACUGCAAGUGUCUAGCUUUAAUGGCAAAAUGAAUGCACUAAAUGAAAUUAAUAAGGUUCUCAGCUCUGUUUCGUAUUAUUCGCAUCGUACCCAGCAAUUACAACACUGCUUGCCGGAUGAUGAAAUGGACUGGUUGACGGCAGAGCGAAUGGCGAACUGGAUCAAAGACUCUGAUGUCUUGGGCAUCGUUCUCAAGGACUCAUUGCAUCAGCCCCAAUAUGUGGAGAAACUGGAAAAAAUAAUACGCUUUCUGAUCAAAGAGCAUGCGUUGACGCUAGAGGAUUUGGAUGCAGUCUGGCGUGCCCAAGCUGGUAAGCAUGAAGCGAUUGUAAAGAACGUUCAUGAUCUCUUGGCGAAAUUGGCAUGGGAUUUUACGCCCGAACAACUGGACCACCUCUUCGAAUCAUUUCAGGCAAGUAUGACUACCGCUAAUAAGCGUCAGCGUGAACGUCUUCUUGAACUGAUAAGACGACUUGCGGAGGACGAUAAAAAUGGUGUAAUGGCGCAAAAAGUUUUGAAACUUUUCUGGACGCUCGCGCACAGUCAGGAAAUACCGCCAGAAGUAUUGGAUCAAGCGUUAGCAGCGCACGUGAAAAUAUUGGACUAUAGUUGCUCCCAGGAGCGUGAUGCGCAAAAAAUUGUUUGGUUGGACAAAUGUGUGCAGGAGUUGAAAACUGGCGAUAAUUGGGUGUUGCCCGCCUUGCGCUUGAUACGUGAAAUAUGUUGUUUGUAUGAUUCGUCCCCAAGCCAUGCACCGCGCACGCAGCAAACACUUAACCGUCAACAAGUGAUUGAGCGACUGCAGAAUGACUAUACGUUGGUCAUAGUAGUGACGAACAGUUUGACUACGUAUUUGGAUAAAAUUCGUACGAUGAUUGCUGAAAUGCCAAACGUAGAGCCGAACACCUUGUGCAUCGAUGGACGCUAUCCACAUAAUAUGCAAAUACAAGAGCGCCUGGAUUUCCUUAAAUUUCUUCUGAAGGAUGGACAACUGUGGUUGUGUGCCGAACAGGCUAAACAAAUAUGGCAUUGCCUGGCCGUGAAUGCUGUGUUCCCAUCUGAUCGAGAAGAGUGUUUCCGGUGGUUUGGUAAAUUAAUGGGUGAAGAACCGGAUCUGGAUCCCGGGAUAAACAAAGACUUUUUCGAAAAUAACAUAUUGCAAUUAGAUCCACAAUUGCUUACGGAAAGUGGCAUCAAAUGCUUUGAACGUUUCUUCAAGGCCGUAAACUCGAAGGAAGAUAAACUGAAAGCAAUACAUCGUGGCUACAUACUUGACAAUGAGGAUCUCAUCGGCAAAGACUAUUUGUGGCGGGUGAUUACCACCGGUGGUGAGGAAAUCGCCAAUAAGGCUAUUGAUCUUCUAAAAGAGGUUUCGACAGCGCUUGGGCCGCGUCUACAGGAAAGCAUUUGUGAUUUUCAUGAAAUGUUCAUUGCAGAAUGCUGUGAACGGUUGCGUACCCAUUACAGUAACAUCAUCAUCUUGGGCAAGACGAUUGGUAGCAACAGUUCAAAUGAUCCUAGUCAAUCCGAUGCUGAUUCCAAAGACAUAAAAGAUCGGUUUAUUGAAGCUGAAAAGAUGUGCCGCAUUAUAAAAGUAUUGCAAGAGUACAUAAAAGAGUGUGAUCGUUCGUUCAACGGUGAUCGCUAUCUCCUGCCACUUAGUCGCGUGACACGCGGCAAAAAUACUAGUCUUUAUAUACGCUUUCAAAAUUCUGGACGACCCAUUGAUGAUAUUGAAGUGUCUACACACAGUAAUGAAACCGUGGCCUCCUUCAAGCGAAAUCUAUUGAAACGUAUUAAAAGCAAUUCUCCAGCUAAUAUUAAAGUUGAUUUAUACUACAAUAAUGGCGAACUAAUCGAGAUUAACGAUGAGAUCAAUCCUCUCUACCAGUAUACCAUUCGGGACAAAAUGAUACUCACAGCAAAGCUAACACCAAUUGGUCCGGGGCUGGCCAGUAGCCCGGAUUCUUCGAGUGACUCGAGUACUGGCUCACCGCCACGACCCUGCCCCGACAUGCAGCGCGUCGAGUCAGAAAGCACGCUGCCCGGUGUGAUUAUCGCACAGAAUUACAAAUAUACUGAGUUUUUCUUGAAGCUCUAUCAACUGGGCAGCGAUUUGGACCAUGGACGUUUGCGCGAGAGUGCCAAAUUGCUGUUGCAUCUGUUGCCAUGCGAUUGGCAUACAGUAAAGAUGCUUCAGACGAUGUGCCGCGUGCAGGGACAGGUACAGAGCGAUGGUGGUGGUGGUAGUGUAGCUGUGAGUGUAGGACCUGGCGUUGGAAGUAGUGCUGGACAAAGUGGCGCCAAAGACGAAGAGGCUGAUAUUGUUGGUAUGAGUACCGGCGGCAAUGUUGGAAGCUGCAGUACUGGAGUGCAAAACAGCACAGCUUUUGAUAAUGAUCAGGUUAAUCCACAGGAGUGCACUCCGGAGAUGCUAUUCCUCCACGGCACUCCUGCGCAGGUGCUGUACAAUUUGGGUGUUUUGAAUGGUUUGCUUAUACCAGCAUUGGAUCCCUGUGGCGAAUCUGCACUGCUAGUACAAUCAGCUUGGUUACACUCUGGUUGUGCGCAUUUCGUUUUGGAGUUGCUGACCAAAAAUAAUUUUCUACCCAACGCCGAUAUGCACACUAAGCGUGCCGCUUUCCAUUGUGUGUUGCGCUUGGCCAGGUUGUUCCUCUACACCGUGGGCUAUGUGCUGUCGCGUGUCGGCGAUGAGCCAAUGCUGCGCGAUUUCGAUGUUGGUGCACGGUCACAAGUCGAAAUACUUAAGCAAAUACUGAAUUCAAUACCAAACAAUUCGGAAAGCACGAUGCGCGCCAUAUCCACGAAAUUAGCCGAGAAUUUGGCUGCGGAAAUGCUUUCGGCGAGCGCUGAGGGUGAGCGAUGUCGCAUACUAUUCAGCUCGACGUUGCAGUGGUCUUGUCCGGACAUUGCGACCAUUAAGGCAGUCAUACAAUUGGCUUGGUCGUCAUCGUGUGGAAAUUUACAGGCGCUUGGCAAUAAAAAUGACUUCGCUAAUGAUAUCACAAUGCCGGAUGCCCAGGAUUUCGCGAUGUGCAAAGAGGCUUUAGAUGUGCUAACCAUUUCAUUGGUUCUUAAUCCGAGUGCUAAUGAGGCGUUGAGCAAUGAUACCAUUUGGCCGAAAUUCAUUACUUCGCUUAUACUAAAGAAUCCAUCGCGCCACGUACGUCAAAUUGCUGCCGAUCAGCUAUUCCUUUCAUGCACCUAUUGUGCUGGCGACCGACGUCCAUUCGCUUAUAUGGUAAAUUUGCUAGUGAAUUCGUUGAAAACGUUGGUGCCACAAUACGAGGCAACAUGCGCUGACUUCUUUCAACUGCUUUGUCGUACACUAUCAUAUGGAAAUGUGUGCAAUUGGCCACUCAACAUUGGUUCUGUACUGCUGACUGAGGAGAUCAAAUGGUUGCAAAAGAUACGUGAAAAUGUUUUACUCACUGGUGAUAUACAAGUGCAUGAAGAUCUUUUGGAGGGCCAUUUGUGCUUGGCCAAAGAGUUGAUGUUCUUCUUGUCGCCUGAAACAAAGGCACAAUUUACAUACCUGAUAGAAGAGCUUGUUGACAUUUUCCUCUUUCCGUCAUCAUGCGAAUAUCUGCACUUGCGAGAGUUCAAUAAGCUGAGAAAUCCGACUUCACCGCCACCCGUUUGCCGUAGUCCACACACCAUAGCGGCGGCAUGCGAUUUGUUGAUAGCACUUUGUCAGAAUUGUGUUCCUAAUAUGAAGUUGCUGACCAAUACACUGAUCGAUUUCGUGUGCACCGAUACGGAGCCAUUGCGAGAAUGGGACUUUCUGCCACCAGUUGGCCCACGACCUGUUAAAGGAUUUUGUGGUUUGAAAAAUGCCGGUGCGACGUGCUAUAUGAAUUCGGUGCUGCAACAAUUGUAUAUGGUGCCAUCCAUACGUGUCGGCAUACUGAAAGCCGACGGUGCUGCAACAAUUGAAAAUGAAGAUUUUGGCGGCGAAUCUGAUGUAACUAGUAUUAAUAGUGCAUUAUUUUCCAGUCCUGGCGGCGAAGAUAGCAGCACUGACGUACGAAAAAACUAUCAUGUGGUUAUAUUGAAGUAUGUGCAGGCGAUAUUUGCCCAUUUGGGUCAUAGUGCGCUACAAUACUAUGUGCCACGUGGCCUGUGGGCGUACUUCAAGUUACAAGGGGAACCGGUGAAUUUGCGUGAGCAACAAGAUGCUGUAGAAUUUUUCAUGUCAUUAUUCGAAAGCUUGGAUGAAGGUCUCAAGGCAUUAGGUCAUACGCAACUAAUGAAUGCUACCUUGGGUGGUUCCUUCAGCGAUCAAAAGAUUUGCCAAGAAUGCCCGCACCGCUAUUCCAAAGAGGAGCCCUUUAGUGUGUUUAGUGUGGAUAUACGAAAUCAUAGCUCAUUAACAGAGUCACUGGAGCAGUAUGUAAAAGGUGAACUGUUGGAGGGAGCUGAUGCAUACCAUUGUGAUAAAUGUGAUAAAAAAGUAGUUACAAUUAAGCGGUUGUGUGUAAGAAAACUUCCGCCUGUGUUAGCCAUUCAAUUAAAGCGUUUCGAAUACGAUUACGAGCGCGUUUGCGCUAUUAAAUUUAAUGAUUACUUUGAGUUCCCACGUGUACUUGAUAUGGAGCCAUAUACAGUUUCUGGCUUGGCCAAACUAGAGGGUGAAGUCGUCGAGGUGGGUGACAAUUGUCAAUCAAAUAGCGAGACCACUAAAUAUGAGUUAACUGGCAUCGUGGUACAUAGCGGACAGGCUUCCGGUGGCCAUUACUUUAGUUACAUACUUUCUAAAAAUCCUUCCACUGGCAAGGAGCAAUGGUAUAAAUUCGACGAUGGAGAGGUGAGCGAAUGUAAAAUGCACGAGGAUGAGGAGUUGAAAGCACAAUGCUUUGGUGGUGAUUACAUGGGUGAGAUUUAUGAUAACAAUUUAAAGCGCAUGCAAUACAGACGUCAGAAGCGUUGGUGGAAUGCAUACAUGCUCUUCUAUACGCGUUGCGAUCAAAAACCCGUACAAUUCGAGCCUUGUGUGGAGCAGUUGUCGUUGGCAGAGAGCCGCAAUUUCGUAUUGCCGCUACCAAAACCAAUCGAGCGCAGUGUACGUCACCAAAAUAUACGAUUUUUGCACUCAAAGAGCAUUUUCUCGGUAGAAUUUUUCAAUUUCAUUAAGAAGUUAGUUAGCUGCAGUAUUCCUUCAACACGUCCCGACAAAAUGACACCAGCUGCUGAGGAGCUUUCAUUAUUGGGCGUGCAACUAGCAUCACAAUUCUUGUUCCACACAGGUUUUAGAACGAAAAAAUCACUGCGUGGGCCAGUUAUAGAAUGGUAUGACACACUAUCACAUCACAUUCGUUUCUCCUCGUUGGUGCGCAAAUGGUUUGCCAACAAUGCGCUUCUCAACCCCGAGUCCCGUUUGGGCGAAUAUAUAUUGAUGGCCCCCUCUCCGGAGGUGCGAACUGUAUUUGUAAAAUUGGUGGUUUUCUUCUGUCACUUUGCCAUAGCCGACGAGCCGCUGGUUGGCUACGAAGGCAGCAAUCUAUGUGAACAGAUUUUAAUAAGCGUACUGGAGCUGUUGAAGUGUGAGGCAGUCGAUUAUGGCAAACAUUUGCCGCACUAUUUCAGUUUGUUCAGCAUGUACGUGGGAUUGGGUACACCAGAAAAGAAACAGUUGUUAAAGUUGAAUGUGCCCUUUAUAUUUAUGCAAGUCGCUUUGGAUGAAGGUCCCGGUCCGUCGAUCAAAUAUCAGUAUCCCGAACUGAGCAAGCUGCAUCAGGUCGUUUCGCAUUUAAUACGUUGCAGCGAUAUCUCCGACAAGUGUCAGAAUUCGAAUCAGAAUGCACAACCGCUCGAGAAUCCAUACAAAGAUCAAAACAUAAGUCGCGAAGAGUUGAUGCCAUUAUCGCCGGAAUGUGCGGACAUACUCUUCAAUCGAACAGGUUAUAUUAAGAAGCUAAUAGAGGACACAGCUGUGGGUGAAGAAGGUAUAAAAUUACUACAAUACUGCAGUUGGGAGAAUCCGCAUUUCUCACGUGCUGUAUUAACUGAACUGCUGUGGCAAUGCGGGUUUGCUUAUUGUCACGACAUGCGUCAUCACACCGAGUUGCUGUUGCAUAUUUUGUUAAUCAAAGAUUCAUGGCAGCACCAUCGCAUACACAAUGCGCUCAACGGUGUAGCGGAGGAGCGCGAAGGUCUGUUGGAGACGAUACAGCGCACAAAGACACAUUACCAAAAGCGUGCAUACCAAAUAAUCAAAUGCCUUACACAACUAUUCCACAAAUCACAUGUGGCCCUACAGAUGCUCAACUCGAAUGCCAGUAUCGCACGGCAUUGGACCAUGGCAGUGGAAUGGUUGCAGGAUGAGUUGGAGAGGCAACGUAGUUGUCAGUACAAUUCAUAUUCGUGGUCACCACCCGCACAGAGCAAUGAUAACACAAAUGGCUACAUGCUGGAACGUUCACAAUCCGCCAAAAAUACAUGGUCCAUGGCGUAUGAGUUAUGCCCUGAAGAGGAACAAGAAGAGACUAAUGAGUCGGACAUUGAACCGACUGAAGAGACGCAGCGACAACAACAACAGCAACAAAUAGCGCAGACGCUGCAGGCACCCGUAGCGGGUGAUGCGCUCACAAGUGAUACAGUACCCGCGAGUCCAGCACACAAACCGUUUAUAGUGGGCAUGGCACCGGGUAGCUCCAUUGACUGGUCUGCUGCAAACACAUUUGCGGUAGAUAGUCACACAGCAACAACUACAACCACUUCCACUACGAGCAGUGGAGGCGGUGUUGGCGGUGUUGGCGGCACUAGCGGUAGUGUUGUGACGGCUGUAAAUAGCACUGAACAACAACAAGCAGCCACGACAGAGGCGAACAUAAACGGUUUGACGGCGAAUGUGAAGCAGCUGGCGCUUUCUCCCAAAACGUCCAUCAGCGGCGGCAUUGGUGAGACGACAACGACUACAAUAAUGACGACGAUGACUGGCCGAGACAUCGAAAACUCCAAGCAACCAAUGCUGAAAACACAGCAACAGCAACAGCAUCAACAUCAGCAGCAGACAAUGGCAAUAAUGUCGACUGCGCUCAUACAACAUCAACAACCAGCGGCAGUAGUUACGUUAGCACUAACAACAACAACAAUAUCAAAAUCAACAACAACGAUUUCAAUAAGUUUGCCUGUAAAUACAAUAAUUGCAACAGCUACAACCACAACGGAAGCAAUAGCAACAGCAACACCAUCAACCACACUAAUAAACACACUCACCGCAGUAGCAGCAGCAGCAACAACAGCCACAGCAACCAAAUUGGAAAAUAGCGAUAAAAUGACAGCAACAUCAACAGCAACAACAACAACAACAACACUCAAUGAACAACAGCCCAUAACGUAGAUGAAGAUAAAAAAUGAAUAAGAAAACUAAAGAAAAAUGUUAUAUUAAACGAAACAGAAACAGAAAAGAAAAACUAUACGUAAACGUGCGUUUUUUCAUCAUUUAAGAAGCAAAUAUACACAUACAUACACAUACACAUAUAAAUGAAAAAAGGAGGCAGAAGCAAACUAAUACAAAACAAAGAUGCAAAUAAUAUUAAUUUAAUUUAUUCAUUAUGAUAAUAAAAUAAAUAUAAAAUAUUGCAAAUAACAAAACCAAGUGGGAAGCGAACUAAAGGAUUACGUGUAAACGUAAGCGUAGGAAGAAAAAAGAGGCAAUCGAGAGGAGAGAGACGGCAAAUAGUGCGUGUUGCGGCAUUAGCGGCGCAAGCUGGGCGAACAGCUUAAAACAAAGCAUAGAAGGCAUUUGUUCGUUAAAUUUUUCGUUUAUUUACUUUGUUCGUACAUCGCACCAAAGCGCCUAAAAGCAGAUUACACAAGACAGCGCCUGCAAAGCCCGAAUGUACUACGUGUGCGGCAUGUCUUGGCAUUGUACUCGACUUGAAAGGAACUUACAGCAAACGAACAAUGAAAGUUUCUUGGUUUGCCACAAUCGGGCUUUAACAAAGUGAUUAACCUAAACAAAAUAAAGUAUUCAUACAACUUAAUUAGAAAUAUUUUGCGGAUACAACUACGUACACAACAAAAACAAAUUAGCAGAACGCAUACAAUUGCAUUAUAUCAUAAAAAAAAAUGAAAAUAAAGGAGAGAAGGGCCGUGCGAAUUUGAAAGGCGGCUAAAGAAGUAGAUUGAUGAUGGUGGUGACGAUUAGCAGAUGAAAAGUAUGUGGUUGAAUAGUUUUAUACGUUAAGCAUUAUUAUAAAAAUAAUUACCAUACUAUGAAAAAGGAAGGAAGCUGUAGCACACAUACACUCACACACACACACACAUCUAAAACCAAACAACACACUCAAUUGCAGUUAUAAUUACUUGGCUGAGGAAAAGGAAAUUAUUAAGCGGUAAUUAAGCGGAAUGUUGCAUCGUGCAAGCAAUGGAAAAGAGUCACUGAUAAAAAUUAUGCGUUUUGGCGUGAUGAAGAAAAAACGAUUAAAUUUAAUUUAAUUGCAAAUAUACAUACAUACUUCAAAAACAAUUUUAAAUUACUAUCUAGGCAAAAAAAAAAAAUGCAAACUCAAUCGAAAUAAUAAAAUAAUUAAAGAUUAAACUAAACAAUAUAAAUAUAUAGAUAUAUACUAUAUAAUAUUUAUGUAUGUGCUGUGCAACACAAAACAUUGCAGAACUGAUAAUUGGAAGAAAUAUUACAUACAUACACGCAUAAAAGCGAAAUGAAUUGUAAGAUUUUGUUUGUAAAUGAGAUAAAUUGCAUUGUGCUGCCAUGGCCAUGGUGUUGGGCGCAUCCAUCUUGGCUGGAUUUGUUGUAUUGUAUUUUUAAUGAAUUAAUUAAUUUUCCAACUGCGUUUUAGUGCAAAAUUUAGCUAGUUUUCUUUACUCUUUUCCUUUUUAUACACAUACAUACAUAUAUUAUAUUAUUGUAAAAAAAUAUACCUGUUUGUUUUUUAAAUAAUUUUUAAACUCCUGACAUAAACAUAAAAACAAGUAAAGUAAAAACAAAAACAUGAAAAUAAUAUAAAUGAGCAAGUAACUAAACAUUUAUUACGCUUGAAAAAGUAAACAUGUUAAAGUAAAGUUAUAAAAAGAUGAAUAAAAAGAAAAUGAGAGAGUUAA